GUUCUGUUUUAUCUCAUACUUUUCUGUGGUAGUGUGGAGUAGACUGGAGUGUUAGUGGUGUUUAAGUCAUGCUCUGUCCAAACACUGUAAAAAUGAAGAUACUUCUGAUAUUCAUGAUUCUAUCAUACGUGAAGGACAUCAGGGCUCAGAUUAAGCAUGUGGACAUUCAGUUAAGUGGAUGUACUGAAUCAGAUAAAGAGUUUGUGAUGGAACAAGAUGAAGAUGAAAUAUUUCACUCAGAUUUUAAAAAACAAGGUCUGGUGAUGAAGUUACCUGACUUUGCAGACCCUAUAAAUUGGCCUACUGCAUAUGAAUACAGUGUCUCAGAACAAGAAAUCUGCAAACACAACCUCGAUCUAGCAGUGAGUGUAUACAAAAACCCUCCAGAGGCUCUCGACGUCCCACAAAAUUCCAUCUAUUCUAAAAGUAAUGUGGAACUGGGAGCACAGAACACACUCAUCUGUCACUCAAUGCGUUUCUUCCCUCCUCCUGUCCGCAUCCACUGGACCAGAAAUGGAGAAGAUGUGACAGAGAGCUCCACACUCAGUCAGUUCUACCCUAAUGAAGACAACACCUACAACCAGUUCUCCCACCUGACCUUCACUCCUCAACAAGGAGAUGUUUACAGCUGCACAGUGGAGCACAAGGCGCUGCAGAUACCUGACACCAUGACAUGGGACGUGGAUGUUAAGCUUCCCAGUGUAGGUCCGGCUGUGUUUUGUGGAGUGGGUCUGGCUGUGGGGCUUCUGGGAGUCGCUACUGGAACUUUCUUCCUGGUUAAAGGAAACCAGUGUAACUGAUACUACAGAGUUCAGAAGAACUACAGUCUCAAUAAGUCCUGUAACUUUCCUGAACUGUAUCUAAUAAACUGAUUAAAUAAAUAUUGGUAAAAUAUAA
Silurus meridionalis is the source of this 897-nucleotide messenger RNA. RefSeq names its product H-2 class II histocompatibility antigen, E-D alpha chain-like. The transcript is spliced from 4 exons. The record is from RefSeq and is a predicted model, not a curated record. NCBI's taxonomy places the organism in Eukaryota, Metazoa, Chordata, Actinopteri, Siluriformes, Siluridae. Gene Ontology annotation, molecular function: MHC class II protein complex binding. Gene Ontology annotation, biological process: immunoglobulin production involved in immunoglobulin-mediated immune response; immune response; positive regulation of T cell activation. The coding region runs from base 69 to 800 and encodes 243 amino acids. Gene Ontology annotation, cellular component: membrane; MHC class II protein complex.